CGCCGGCAGAUGGCAGUAUGAUUGUCAUUAUUGACUGAGGCAGGAGAGCGAGUGAAGGAAUCGUGUACGGAAGUAUUUCCCAACAUUUCUUUUCUUUAAUUAAACCCUCAAGCUUUCCAAAAUGACCAGAACAAGGACCGUAAAGAAAGAGAAAAUAAGUGUGGCGAGUGAGAUUGACCGCGUAGAAGAGCGUAAAUUGCAGUGUAAAAACAGCCUGGAGCGGGCAGAGUUCAGAAAGAGGAAACAGCAGCUCUCAGACGACGACAGGCUGGCUCUGGAAGAUGAGAUGACCAUACUGAAUGAACGAGUAGAGAAAUACGAAAAGGAUCUGCAGGUGCUGAGAGGAGAAAACCGGAGGAACAUGAUGCUGUCCGUCGCUCUGCUAGCCAUCAGCGCUCUUUUCUACUACACAUUUAUAUAUUGAAGAGGUAUUGUCUGUCAUGUCAAACACAAAGUAUGAGGAAACCAAUAUCCCCCUCUGGGUCCACUCAUUAUUCUGCUGUGGGAAACAUUUGUUUAUGCACAGAUUUAUGAAUCUGUCAUUUAAAUCAUGAAUGCAUUAUGCCAUCAUCAUCAUGGCAUGUUGGAUUGUCUGAACACGGCUUUCUGUCUGUGGUCUAUAGCAGAGAUCUUGGUGCUUGCUUGGUGAUCGAGGAAAGACACAGAUUGGGGGUUUUAUUUAUGCGUAUAUGCUGGUCAAAGAUGCAUUAAAUUAAAUAAUAAAAGACAUGUUACAUACAUAAA
Messenger RNA from Danio rerio (zebrafish), 744 nucleotides. It is a transcript of the gene ccdc167, whose product is annotated as coiled-coil domain containing 167. NCBI's taxonomy places the organism in Eukaryota, Metazoa, Chordata, Actinopteri, Cypriniformes, Danionidae. Gene Ontology annotation, cellular component: membrane. The record is from RefSeq and is marked validated.